CUCGCGGCUAGUGUGGAGGCUGUCCACUGGAGAGUGCGUGGGUAAGCAAAGCAGGUUCUAGCGUGACUGUUUGGGGUUAGGAUGAAAGAUUCUUUGACCCUCUUGGCUCGCAUCCCGGCACACCCAGAUUCCCGAUGCUGGUUUCUAGCCUGGAAUCCUACAGGGACUCUCUUAGCUUCCUGUGGUGGGGAUCGGAGCAUCCGUAUAUGGGGCAAGGAAGGCGACGCCUGGGUGUGCAAAUCAGUGCUGGGUGAGGGGCACCAGAGGACCAUCCGCAAGGUGGCCUGGUCCCCCUGUGGGAACUACCUGGCUUCAGCCAGCUUUGACGCUACUACCUGCAUCUGGAAGAAGAACCAAGAGGAUUUCGAGUGUGUAGCUACUCUCGAGGGCCACGAAAAUGAGGUGAAGUCUGUGGCUUGGGCCCCAUCAGGCAGUCUCAUUGCCACCUGCAGCCGAGACAAGAGCGUCUGGGUUUGGGAAGUGGAUGAAGAGGAUGAGUAUGAGUGCAUGAGUGUCCUGAACUCCCACACGCAGGAUGUCAAACAUGUCAUCUGGCAUCCCAACCAAGAGCUGCUAGCAUCGGCCAGUUAUGAUGACACAGUGAAACUGUACCGGGAGGAGGAGGAUGACUGGGUGUGCUUCACCACACUGGAGGGCCACGAAUCCACUGUGUGGAGCUUGGCCUUUGACCUGAGCGGAGAGCGCCUGGCCUCUUGCAGUGAUGACAAGACAGUGCGUAUUUGGCGCCAGUAUAAACCAGGCAACGAGCAAGGUGUAAUCUGCAGUAGCACCGAUCCCACGUGGAAGUGUGUCUGUACGCUGUCUGGUUUCCACACAAGAACCAUCUACGAUGUGGCAUGGUGCUACUUGACAGGAGCCCUAGCUACUGCCUGUGGAGAUGAUGCAGUCAGAGUGUUUGAGGAAGAGCCGCUCUCGGACCCCCAACAACCUAUCUUCACAUUGACCGCCCACAUGGCCAGGGCCCACUCUCAGGAUGUGAACUGUGUGGCCUGGAAUCCUAAGGAGCCUGGGCUCCUGGCAUCCUGCAGCGAUGACGGGGAAAUGGCCUUCUGGAAAUACCAGCGCCCUGAGGCUUAGUGAAGCGUAACAGUGUUUCCCUGUGCCACAUGACAGUAGUGUAGUCCUUUCUGCUACUGUUUCUAAGACUAUUAGCAGUGCCACAUUCAGAGGCAGCAAGCUGGGUCAAAUCCUCUCACAGUACAGGCAAAUAAGAAGACAGAUCAUGUAACUAAAGCUUGCUCUGAAUGGUUCCCCUUAUCCUCCAAGACAGUGAGGUAGCAGCUCUCUCAGGAAUCAUGCAUUAGGAACAGACCAUCUUUUAGCCAAAGGAGAGAAACCUUGAACUGGUUGCUGCCAGCUUCUCUUGUACAGAUUUGACACUGUUGCCCUGCUGGUCAUAGUGGGCUUACUGCUGAACACUGCCCCCCCCUCCCGGAUUUUAUUUGCUACGAAUCCUGUAAAUGCCUGGUUGACGGGUUCUCCUUUUUUGCACUGUAACUGUGCUAAUUUCUACUAGUAUAUUGUACAUUUAAAAUGUAUUGUUGCAUGGGGUGGUGGUAGCAGAAUGCACAAAUGCAGAGUGAAAGGACAUUUAGUGACAUGACAUUUCAUGCAAAACAAGUAAAA
Molecule: messenger RNA, 1647 nt
Organism: Gekko japonicus
Lineage: Eukaryota; Metazoa; Chordata; Lepidosauria; Squamata; Gekkonidae
Gene: CIAO1
Product: cytosolic iron-sulfur assembly component 1
Exons: 8
Coding region: 82-1098 (338 amino acids)
Biological process (GO): iron-sulfur cluster assembly
Cellular component (GO): cytosolic [4Fe-4S] assembly targeting complex
Molecular function (GO): protein binding
Source: RefSeq, a predicted model, not a curated record